This is a messenger RNA of Salvia hispanica, 1317 nucleotides long. RefSeq names its product protein FAR1-RELATED SEQUENCE 5-like. NCBI's taxonomy places the organism in Eukaryota, Viridiplantae, Streptophyta, Magnoliopsida, Lamiales, Lamiaceae. The record is from RefSeq and is a predicted model, not a curated record.
AUGAUCGUCGGCCGCCGGAGUAAGCAGAUUCGGUCGUUCUCGGUGGACGAGAGCUCGAUCGGAGCGCAGCAGAGAUCGUGCCAGAAUUGCGACCGCGGAAUGUCGCCGGCGAGAUGCUCCGACAAGGAGGAGGACGAGCAUUGCCACGGAGUAUCGAGCGGCUACUCAUCGGAGUCAUCGCAGGGGUGGAGUCGUCGGAGUCUUCCUGUUUCUGAAAUUCAUGAGAAUAUGGGCGACUCGAUCAUCAAUUUUGAUUUGGAUAUUUUUCCUGAAGUUGCAUGUGUGCCAACAUGCCCCGACGAACUCCGUCCUUAUGUUGGUAAGAAAUUCCAUUCAUUAGAUGAGGGUAUUGCCUUUUAUGAAGGUUAUGGGCGUGAAACUGGUUUCGAUGUGCGUAAACGUGGAAUCAAAUCUACUAGAGAUGUUGUUACGUGGCAAUAUCUUGUUUGUAACAUACAGGGAUUGAAGGUGGGGAUUGAAAUGCAUGAGAUGCAUGCACAAGAGGGUUUUAUAACCAAACGUAGACGCACAUCCAAAAGGUGUGAAUGUAGAGCGCGAAUAUCACUCAAGUAUGUAUCUAAGGUUGGAUUUGUGGGUUAUGUUGUUCAAGAAUUUGUGGAAGUUCAUAAUCAUAGUAUGAUUGAACUUCCGUUUAGACGUUACAUGCAUAUUAAUCGUAGGUUGGGUGAAGUACACAGGCAAUUCAUAUGGGACUGCACGAAAGCCAAUAUUGGACCCACCAUGUCAUUCAAAUUCUUGAAUGAGUUCUUUGGCGGCUAUGACACUGUUGGAAUCACCGUGGCAGAACUUAGGAAUUAUGUCCAAGGUCUGAAAACUUAUGUCGAAGGUUCUGAUGCACAAAUGUUGUUAGAUGAAAUGGUGAGGAAAAAGAAGGCAUGUCCUGAUUUCACAUAUCACCAUCAACUUGGGAGUUCAAAAGAGUUAAAAGUGCUUUUCUGGUGCGAUGCAAUAUCUAAGCGGAAUUAUCAACUGUAUGGUGAUGUUGUCUCCUUCGACUCCACAUACAAUACCAAUAGGUAUUGCAUGAUAUUUUCACCCUUCAUGGGCAAGGAUAACCAUGGAAAGCCAGUCACAUUUGGAGCUGCACUCUUAUCCAAUGAGACCACAGAAUCUUAUUCAUGGCUCUUCAAGCAUUUUUUGGAAUCCAUGGGUCAAGCCCCUAAGAUGAUUGUUACUGACCAAGAUAUAUGUAUGAGAGCUGCUAUUCGUGAUGUUUUGGUGGAUACAAAGCAUAGAUGGUGCAUGUGGCACAUUAUGCUUAAACUUACCGACAAAAUUCCAAGGAGAUCUCUAUAA